UGGAGCUGCACCGUCCCCUCCGUCCACGACGACACGCCCCUCAAUGUGCGCAUCUACCACCCCUCCACACUGCCCUCGCAGAGCGACAAGCCAUGGCGGAAGCGGGGCAUUGUAAUGGCGCAUCCAUACGCGCCCAUGGGUGGCUCGUAUGACGACCGCGUCGUGGGCAUCGUGGCCGAGGAGUUUCUCGCGGCGGGCUGGGUCGUGGGCACGUUCAACUUCCGAGGCGCCCACGCAGCCAAAGGACGCACAAGCUGGUCCGGCAAACCCGAGCUCAGCGACUACCACUCCUUCGCCGCCUUCUUCAUGCACUACCUCUCCUACCUGCGCCCGAACCCCCCGCCUGGCGCCGCCUUCACGCCAGACCAACCGCCCGUGCCGCCCACGGUAGCGAUGGACGGGCGCGCACCCAUCGUCGUCCUCGGCGGCUACUCGUACGGCUCUCUCAUCCUGCGCAACCUCCCGCCCCUCCCGUCCAUCCUCCAGCCCUUCGCCGCGCCGACACCAGGCUCCGCAGCCCACGAGAUCCUCCUCACCGCGCACAAACUCGCCGACCAGGACAACCUCGAGUUCAUCAAUGCAGCGCGGGAUACCGAGCGCCGGCGGAGGCGCGGCCACGAGCACAAGCUGUCUGUCAAGAUGGGCGGCGAGGAGACGAGCCCCGGGAUCCGGCGCAGCAGCAGGGAAAUACGACGGAGCGUCGACGGCGGGAGCAGGAGUUUGGAUCUAGGCAGCCGGCUGAGGAGUCUCAGCCAUGGCCAUCAUCAUCGCAGGGGGAAGGAUGCCAGCCCGCAGCCGCAGCCUGCUGCGCCCGAGAAUGGAUCGGUGAUCCAGAUCCCGCAGGUACGCUAUCUGCUCGUGUCGCCGAUCACGCCGCCGACCGCUACGCUUGCUGCGCCUGCGCUCGCACGCGGGUUCUGGAGCAGGGCUGGGGACGGGGAUGCUAGUCUCAAGAUGCAUGAGACGCUGGCGGUGUACGGGGACCAGGAUAUGUUUGCGUCGACGAGGAAGAUGAGGGAGUGGGUUGCGAGGACGGAGGCGGAGAACCAGACUCAGGGGGGCUUCCGCGGCGUGGAGGUCGCGGGUGCGGGUCAUUUCUGGCACGAGCAGGGUGUGGAGCGGGAGUUGAGGGAGGCUCUGCGGGGCUGGGAGAGGCGUGUGAGG
This is a messenger RNA of Paraphaeosphaeria sporulosa, 1164 nucleotides long. RefSeq lists its product as uncharacterized. The record is from RefSeq and is a predicted model, not a curated record. The transcript has 2 exons. Lineage: Eukaryota; Fungi; Ascomycota; Dothideomycetes; Pleosporales; Didymosphaeriaceae. The annotation marks the transcript as partial.